UAGGCCUGGAUCAGUGGUUUUGAAUUUGGUAGUGGAUAACAUUGACUUGUGCACUUCAAGAACAUGGCUCAAACACAGCUUAAAGAUUCUGUCGACCCUUGGAAGUACGUCAUCAUCUUUAGUAAAUUCUUGCUUGUUUUCGUAGAAUGUGGGAUCACGAAAUCUUUUGGAGUUCUCAUUCCUGACAUGGUUACCAGGUACGAAAGCGACUACAAAACAGUUGGAUUCGUCUGCGGUCUACCCACCACACUAAUGUACUUUUCGGCACCCGUUGGUGGUCUAUUGAUGAAAGUAGUAAAUCCACGGAUUAUGGCGAUUAGUGGUGGAAUUUUGAGCGCCGUGUCCAUUAUCUGUUCUCCCCUUGCUGGUUCCAUCUACAUACUUGGGAUAAUGCUUGCUCUAACAGGAUUUGGCAUGUCUCUCACCUAUUUCCCAAUUAUCGUGUCCCUUAACAUCUACUGUGCGAAGUCGUUUAUAUUUGCAAACACUCUGACCAUCUUCGGUUCGACAUGCGGUGCAUUCCUGGUCCCUAUCAUCGUAGAGCGGUCUCUGGAAGCCUAUGGAUACACCGGUGCCUUUCUCAUAUUGGGCGGCAUCUGUCUUCAUACUCUAGUUUGCGGGGCCGUCGUCAGACCGCCCAAAGACAUGAAGAAAGGCGAGGGGAGCACCUCUACAUCAACAGCUCAACAUGAGUUGAUGAUUCAAAGAGCUGAUUCAACCUCGCGGGAGACAUGGUCUGAUGAGACUUCAAACUUCCUGCCAAGGAUGAAUGACGACACGCCAAGAACGCAGAAAAAAGGAGUCCCAAGCUGCAAUAGCAACGACACGGUGAACUCUCCUAAUGGCACCCGUACUUUAUGUGAAUCACUGACAUCAAGAAUGAAAUUGUUUUUCUUAUUUAAAGAACCUCUUUACACCUUAGUCAUGCCUGCCAUUGUGUUUUUUGGCUACGUGAAUGGUGCUUGGAUGUUGUUUCUUGUACCUCACGCCGAGGGAGCAGGAAUUCAGCUGUCCCGUGCCGUAUUCCUCUCCAGUAUUGCUGGCAUCAGUGGCAUCUUCGGACGGAUCCUGUAUCUGGUUCUCCUACAUUUUAAGGUUGACAGUACUCUUAUCUUCUGCGUAUCCAGCGUCAUCUGUGCUACCUCGUUCUUCAUUGACUCUGUCAGUUCGUCCUACACUUUCUUAGCCGUAAUGGCGUCCAUUCAAGGCUUCACAAUGUUCCAUUUAGACUGCAUUCCACAUGCCAUGAUGAAGCUGUCAGUUCGGAGUGAGGAGAACCUACCACAGGCCAUCGCUGUAAAUCCGUUCCUGUUUGGAUUGGGUAUCAUUGUAGGAGAUUUCAUAUCAGGUCACCUCUAUGACAUCACGUUGUCGUUUUCAUUCCUCUUUAUGACAUUUGGUGUGGUUCUCGUCAUCAUUACGAUCAACCUCGUCAUCUAUAAAUUGAUAGACCGACGCCGUCUUCGGGAUGGUUGAGAACAACCAUAUUAUAGACUAUACAGUAUAGACUUGCAAAUAUGAACGCGGUUUAAAAAGUGUCAUGAAAGGGCAUGUAAUACUUGAAUUAUGUGAGAUAUGCUUGGCAAGAACAAAGGUAGAUAUUUUUUACACCUCGACUGUCGAGAGGAUAUGCCUUUUAUGCCUGAAAUUAGUGAAUUAAGAAGCUUGCUUGCUAUAUCUAUGUAACUAUAGCAAGCCCUUCGGCUUCUAAUAUGCCUUUUGGAUUUGGCCACAAGAUGGUACGAAAUACUAAUUUCGAUAACAUAUAUCUUUCAUUUUUCAUCAGACAUUUGAAAAGAUAAAGGAGAAUUGUUUGUAGAAAGUGAAUUUUUGUUUUAAAAGCGAAUAUACAUAUUUCUAUAAGACUACAUGAAAAGUGAACCAGUUCUGUAAAACUGAGGAAUAUAUUUUUCAGAUUUAUGUUAUUUAUUUGUAAUGAGUGAGUGUGCAUGUGUAUUUGUCCAUAGACGAAUGUAUACUUUAUUACAAGUGCAGUGGUUUGGCCCAAAGAUGUAUCGUGAGGUGAAAGAAAUUUAUCAGAGGAUAAGGAUACUUUUUUUUAAAGUGAAAUGAAUGUUGUCAUAAAAUGGAAUAUUAAAGAGGUUAACGUAUAUUUGUCAAAAGAAAUAUUAUCAUUUGCCUUUAUUUGAUGCGUCAGGCAUAAUACAAGUUAAAGGUGUGACAUAUUAAAAUAAAUUCAAUUAGAUUCACUUUUUUAUCAUCUAUAAAUCUUAAAUGUAAAAAUUGCUUGGUGUACAUGCAAAGAUUAAACGUAGACAAUAAUAUUUUGUCAUACCGGGCCAGCACGGAUUUGUAGUUUUGGGUGAUCGUAUUACGUACGUGCACUGCCAUCCAACAUUUUAGGUACACCUGUAAUCAAAUUAGUUUGUGUGAAGUGUCAUAUCACUGGACGCAAAAUGACACUCGAUUACUUUUUCCCUUUCCAACUCAUCAAAUUUGUACAAAUAUCAAUACUUUUCGUGGCAUGUUCAAAAUAUAUGAAUGCACAUACCAAGCUAUGCCUAAGAUAAGAAAAUAUCAAAAGUUUUAAUUAUUUUGUGGUGGACUCGGUGUUGUCUAUGUUAUGUGAAAUUGUGUAUGCUGAGCUGAAGAAGGGUGAAUUACUUGUUCUUGUAGGGGGUGUUAUCCGUGCUUAAUAAUGUGUGAUUUCAUAUUCUGCAAAGUAGGCAUAUAUCUUUAUAGGAAGUGUCUUUGGAUCCAUCGGUGGCUGGUAUUAGCUUAUCAUAUCUGAAUAGGCCUA
Messenger RNA from Strongylocentrotus purpuratus (purple sea urchin), 2761 nucleotides. RefSeq names its product monocarboxylate transporter 12-like. The record is from RefSeq and is a predicted model, not a curated record. The transcript has 4 exons. NCBI's taxonomy places the organism in Eukaryota, Metazoa, Echinodermata, Echinoidea, Camarodonta, Strongylocentrotidae. Gene Ontology annotation, biological process: transmembrane transport. Gene Ontology annotation, molecular function: monocarboxylic acid transmembrane transporter activity. The coding region runs from base 64 to 1476 and encodes 470 amino acids.